Ylistrum balloti is the source of this 2538-nucleotide messenger RNA. RefSeq names its product E3 ubiquitin-protein ligase TRIM56-like. Gene Ontology annotation, molecular function: zinc ion binding; ubiquitin-protein transferase activity. Gene Ontology annotation, biological process: positive regulation of DNA-templated transcription. The transcript has a single exon. NCBI's taxonomy places the organism in Eukaryota, Metazoa, Mollusca, Bivalvia, Pectinida, Pectinidae. Gene Ontology annotation, cellular component: nucleoplasm; chromatin. The record is from RefSeq and is a predicted model, not a curated record. Bases 1 to 2538 code for a protein of 845 amino acids.
AUGGAGACUCUAAAGGAGAUACAAGAUCAGUUCCUAAAGUGUCCGGUGUGUUUACAGGAUUAUACAUCUCCAAAACUUCUUCCGUGCCUCCACACGUUCUGUCGCCAAUGUCUGAUAGAAGUUUUAAAGAAGUCCAUUGGGGAUGACAAUGGUAGUUCCACAGAAAGUGACUCGGAAAUAGAAAAACCUGCUCAACACGGAAAACAUUUCAACUGUCCCGUAUGUCGGGCGGAUAUAGAACUGAAAGUUCCGAAUGGGAAUUCCAACUUCGGACAAUGGACAGAGAUGUUUCCGGAUAAUCACUUCGUGAGCAGUUUAAUGGAGAAAAUUGAUAUGCAAUCUACAGAUAAAUACUGCGAAAGUUGUUGUAGAGACGGAAACAGAAUUGGUGCCAAAGCCGAAAACUGGUGUCAGACAUGUAAAGUUGUGUUCUGUGAUUCUUGUAUCAAGGCACACAAUGUCAUCAAAGCUUGCCGAGAACAUAUCGUGGUGUCACUCCGAGACAUGCGCAAUGAUCCACUUGAGUCCAUUCGAUCCAAUAAAAAGGAAAUUCCAUGUUUUCAUCACAGAGACAAAGUCAUUGAGUACUAUUGUGUUGAUUGUCACGUGACUAUUUGUUCCUCGUGCGUUGCCGUGCAACACAGACGCUGUGAAAUGGUAGAGACUUUGAUAGAUGCAGCUCAAAAGUUAAAACCGGAAACGGAGUAUGUUCAAAAGAAUCUCCAAAUGCAGAAUGAGGUUUUACGAGAAUGGCGAGAUGAACAUGAAAAAGAACUCGGCGAGCUUUCAAACAACAAAGAGUCAAUCAUGCGCGAAAUGUCGACGAUCAGGAAAAAGGUCAACGAAACUUUAGUCAAUUUAGAAAACAAACUUAUUGUUGAUCUAGAUGAGAAAAACGUUCAGACGGCAACGGUUGUGAAGGGAAGAAUGAACGAGAUUGAUGAAAUGAAGAAAAAUGUAAACAAUACUGGCACAUUUCUCAAAAAUCUUAUCCAGUUCGGCAGUGAUUCGGAACUCCUCACUGUUUUUGAUGCAAUUAAGUUACAAGUAGACGAUAUGCGUGCUAACAUCCAGAAAUCCCGUUUGAGUAAAUUGAGUACUCGACACCGACUCAUUCCUGACUCGUGUAUACAACGAUUGCUUGAGCUACGCUCCAUAGGCAAAAUCGUGGACUUAGUGGAUCUAAAAAAGGAGACUUUUCUCAGUAUGAAUGGUUUGUCAGAGAAGGACGGACAACCUCCGCAACGACGAUCUUCAAUCAAACGGACAGGAACAUUUCGUGUCGAGCGAUCACCGACUCAAUCUCCUGCCGCCUCAAUGAUGAGUUCGUCAGCAUCGUCGACGUCUUCGACGUCAAGUGAGUCGAUUGGCUCACAGGAACUAUUGUCUCCACCAAUACGAGCCCGCAGAGGAUCAUCAUCAAGACCGUCAUCUGCACGUGACACGCCAAUAUCAAGGCCAUCAUCAAGAAUGACGUCUGCGCGUGAUGCUCCAAGAGUAGCUGUGUCUAGGACAACCCCAAUUAAAUCCAGCACCCUUCCAAGAGCGCCACGCACGCCCCGGACUGAGCGGUCUCAGAAGAUCACGGACGUUAACAGAGUUAACUCCCUUCCCCGAGCUAGGAACAGUGCAACAAACAUCUCUCAAAGAAAGAAUGCGGAAUCCGAAAAUGCCGAAAAUGCAAAUAUCCCUCCUCAGACGAAAUCUCGCACAGUCCCGAUGCUUUUCUCAUUCAACGGGAAAACAGAUGGCGACGCUAAGAAGUGUUGGCCUCUUGACGUCACUAUGCUGGAGGACGGUACCCCCGUAAUCACUGACUUUCACAACAAGAAAGUCAAGGCUUUUGACGCUACAGGAAAUGUGAUGGGAGAGGUCGCCGUUCCGAGCUGGCCGCACGGAAUUGUAGACGUGGCUAGUGCAGAAGUAGCUGUUACUCUUCCGGAACUUGCUACAAUCAUGUUUGUAUCCGUACAAGACAACAAUAUGAGGAUCCGAAAACGCGUCAGGACUGUAAAACAGUACCGAGGAAUCAGCUGCGACGUCACAACUUCGCCAAACGUCCCUGUCCUAGUUGUUUCCUGUUGCGCUUCUGGUAUUCAGUGUGUCGACGUUCUUGCGCUUGACGGGACUGUUCUACAGACGUACCGCGAGGACAGACGGCAGCCGGGCAAACUUCUGUUCACGUGGCCGUAUUACGUCACAACUAACGCGGCAGGCGAGAUUCUCGUCUCAGAUUGUCAAUCUCGGAACGGUAUCAUCUGCAUCUGCCGUGACGGCGGGGUGAAGUUCGAACAAGUCCUCCCUGACAACAUCGUGUGUGAUCCACGUGGAAUCUGCACGGACCGCCAGGGAAAUCUGUUUUUGGCCGACAAGACUGGAAAUUCUAUUCACGCUCUCGGUCCAGACGGAGAGUAUAAGAGUAGAGUCCUCUGCUCCGCGGACGGACUGGCACAUCCUAUCGCUGUCUGUCUCAGUCCGUUUGGACAUCUCAUAAUUACGCAAGAGAACGGUGACGUCAAAGUAUUCAAAUAUAGCUGA